This is a messenger RNA of Meriones unguiculatus (Mongolian gerbil), 981 nucleotides long. Its product is annotated as leucine-rich repeat-containing protein 37B-like. The record is from RefSeq and is a predicted model, not a curated record. The transcript is spliced from 7 exons. Gene Ontology annotation, molecular function: protein binding. Bases 1 to 981 code for a protein of 326 amino acids. Lineage: Eukaryota; Metazoa; Chordata; Mammalia; Rodentia; Muridae.
AUGGGACACCCUCCUAAUUUAGACCCUGCUAAAGAGGCUCCUCAUUCUGCAACUCUCAGUGAGAUUACUGAUUUUCCUUCAAUCCAUCCUCAAGUGAUACCUCCAGAACAGGUUCAUGUUCAGCAUCUAAAUCCACCUGAAAGCACAGUUCGUCCAUUAGAUUUGCAAGUUACCGUAACUCAUCAUUCUACUACUAAGAGUGGACUCUUUGAAACUAUGCAGAAAACUCUCUCUCAACCUGCACAGCCACUUAAGGAGCUUGUUUCCAGUGCCCCAUUGUUUGAUGAUAUUAAAAAUUCAGAGCCAGCUGCAGAUCAAUUUUUGAAAAUGGCACUUGCCACAACUCCAUAUCCUGAAAAUUCUAAUACAGAAAAAAAUUCAACUCUGGAACCAAAUGCCUACGUAUACACCAACAUAUGUGAAUUCUGCGUGUGUGAAAAUGAGUCACUGUUGUGUAUUCAUCUCAGCCCAAUGUGGAGACUCCACCAACUUGAAACUAUGCAGAAAACUCUCUCUCAACCUGCACAGCCAAGGCCCAACACCUACAACGGCACUUUUGCUAUCUUAAAUUUCCAAGGAAAUAAUAUUUCUUACAUCGAUAAAAAUGUAUGGGAAGUAUACCAUUGGGCUGAGAGAUUAAUUCUCAGUGAAAAUCAGCUGACUGAAUUACGUAAGGAUACAUUUGAAGGCCUGCUAACCCUCCAGGCUUUGGACUUAUCCUACAACAAAAUACGCUAUAUCGAAAGAGGGACAUUUGAAUCAUUACCUUUUUUGAAGUAUAUAAAUAUAAAAUGUCACAUUUUACAUCAGUUGAAAUUUAGAUUUAAAUGCAUGGCACACGGCCUGGAGACCCCCAGCUCUCAAGGUGGUCACGGGGGUCACGGGCGGUCACGGACAGUCACAGGGCCAGAGCAGGCACCUGGAGGCAAACAGAGCCGCCCUCGGACCGGCCCACCUGGUGGCCUUGCCAGCCCGGCCUGA